AUGGCUCCCGCUGGUGACAUGUUGACUCCGCCAGCUCCAGGCGCUGCUGGCGUGCAAGGGAAGAAGCCUUCGGAUGCGCGACCGGAUCUGGUGACUCCUAAGACGCUUUUCAAUGGCGUGGCCGGCUCCUUUGGCGCAGAAGUGGUUAACAAGCUGGCGGAAUGUACAUCGGCUCUCAAGCUCCAUGAUCUGCCGGCGGGAGGGAAGGAAAACAACAUGGUUAAGCCGUCUGCUGCUGGGAGCUCAUCGUCGGCUCCCGACGUGCUUGACAAAGGCAAAGCAAAGGUGGAGGACAAGGACAAUGAGGAUGGCUACCUCAGCGAUGACCCAGAGGAGUGCCAAGACCCGGAGGUGCUCAACGAAAUUGCUGCGCAGGCGGGUUUCGCUAUCACCCUGCUGGUGCCGUUUGCCUGGAACAAGGAGGUUCCUCGCACCAUCAACACGGUCCGUCAUCUUCUGCUGGUGUGGGGGAAGCAUCUGUCGGAGAAUUUCAGGAACACGUCCGGUUUCCAACAGCUAUCGGCUACCUACCUGUCCGAGCAGCACUUCGGCCGGAUGCAAGUGGUCUUCCAGCAGGAGGCUGAUGCGUGUUUCGUCUGGAGCCGGGAAGUGGAACACUACACGAUGAAUGACAAGAAGCUUACGCUCGGCUGGCAGCACCCGGAAAACACCAGUUAUCUGAAGGAGCGCGCGCUGCAUCCCGAGGCGAUUGAGGUGCUGCUCAAGGGGGUCUCGGCGGUGAUCUCCCCGGAAAUGAUCCGGAAGAACCUGGUGACGGCGAUGCUGAUGAAGCGGGGUCGGACGGCUUUCCGUGACGGGUCGUCGUUCCACAGGGUCCUAGAUUGUGUCUCGGGGUCGGACACUGACAAGAUUAAGGGCCUGCUGUCAGCGGCGACGAAAAUCAUCAUGGCGGAUCCGGCAAUCUCCCUGACUUCGGUGGGAGGGGUCCGGGAGGAAUGGAUCUGUGUGCAAGAGGAGUGCGGGAAAGCUCACGGGAACAAUUUCGAGCAGGCGGUGGAGCAUGCUCAGUCGCAACGUCACUGCUCUGGUCUUCUCAAGGCGGGAGCUGCUACCCGGCAGAGCAGGGGGAAACAGAAUCUGGCGGAUGUCCGGAAGGAGUGUGGGAAGUAG
Closterium sp. Naga37s-1 is the source of this 1131-nucleotide messenger RNA. The record is from the annotation of a GenBank genome assembly. Lineage: Eukaryota; Viridiplantae; Streptophyta; Zygnematophyceae; Desmidiales; Closteriaceae.